CCACUUCCGGCUCACAGUGACGAUCCCCAGCUCUCUUAAAACCUGAUCGUUUCCUGUUUCCGAACAACCACCGCCUUUUAAUAUCCAAUGAUACCGACGGACCCCCAAAUCAAUAAAAGUCACAUCAAAGUCAUAUUCCAAUUGUAAUAGAAGUACGAGCGAUACCGUUUGAAUAAUGACAACUGCAUUCUCUCUUUUCACCUCAUUGAGGUACGAUAUCGACCUACAAAAGGUGCCCAGCCUCGACAUGAGGUACGCCGGAUGGAACAAUAACAACAUGUCACCCUUUUACAUGCUUGACUUUCAUCGGGACCGCAUACUAAAUGCUGCUAUACACUGGGGUUUUGAGCCAGUCGUGGCUCUGCUUACAGGCCCAGAAGGCCUCGAAUACAUGGCUCAAAAGGCAUUGCAGUUCCUAGGCGAUGAAAGAAAGCCCCAAAGAGUGAGGAUAGUCUUAUCCCCAGAAGGCGAGAUUAGUUUUGUCAAGUCGGACGCACCGUCCGUUCCUCCCGAGAACCUGUUGCCCGCCAAGCUCGCCGCACCUAGAAGCACACCCGAACUAUACGAAGCCAAAAGAGAUAACCCAUUUGAACUUGUCCUCGACGGAGAUUCUACGGAAAAAUCAGAAUACACACACUUUAAAACAACUAAGCGCGCCAUGUACGACAGCGCAAGGGAGAGAGCAAGUAUACAACUUGGCCAACGAAAGGAGGUACUCAUUGUUGACAAUGAAGGUGUUAUAAUGGAGGGAAGCAUUACGACGCCUUACUUUUGGAGAAAUGGCAAAUGGGUAACACCGCCUGUGUCGUUGCAGUACAGUAAGGAAGAUGGCUGUGGCGGCCAAUGCGGCACUACAAGACGAUGGGCAUUAGAACGCAAAAUUGUCGAGGAGCAAGUCGUGAAUAGCAGUGAACUGGUCGACGGCGAAGAGUGCUGGAUUAGCAACGGUGUGUCUGGGUUUAUUCCUGCCAUUAUUCGACUAUGAGAGAUUUGAUUUCCCCAUUUAAUUAUCUAUUAAUAUUAUUACAUUU
Messenger RNA from [Torrubiella] hemipterigena, 1031 nucleotides. Lineage: Eukaryota; Fungi; Ascomycota; Sordariomycetes; Hypocreales; Clavicipitaceae. The record is from the annotation of a GenBank genome assembly.